Molecule: messenger RNA, 1071 nt
Organism: Kuraishia capsulata CBS 1993
Lineage: Eukaryota; Fungi; Ascomycota; Pichiomycetes; Pichiales; Pichiaceae
Exons: 1
Coding region: 1-1071 (356 amino acids)
Biological process (GO): proteolysis
Molecular function (GO): cysteine-type endopeptidase activity
Source: RefSeq, a predicted model, not a curated record
AUGUACCCAGGACAACAGCACCGACACUAUCAGCGACCACCGGUGCCCCCACCGGGAUAUGUCCAGCAAAAACAGUACCAGCGACCCAUGAACCCUCCACCUUCCAAUCAGAUGCAGUCAUCUGUAGUGACAAACCAUGGCCGGGUACAACAGUUUCAAUAUUCCAAUUGUACCGGUAGGAAAAAGGCUUUGCUGAUCGGAAUUAAUUAUUUUGGCUCUAAAAACCAGCUUGGUGGGUGUAUCAAUGAUGUGCGUACUAUGUCACGGUACCUGCAUGAUUACCAUGGGUAUGCCUUCGGAGACAUGGUGAUUUUGACUGAUGAUACCAGGGAUAUGAGAAGGGUACCCACAAAACAGAAUAUGUUGAGGGCAAUGCAAUGGCUGGUAAAAGAUGCUCGUCCGAACGAUUCGUUAUUUUUCCACUAUUCUGGCCACGGGGGUCGAACGCAAGAUCUGGACGGAGAUGAGGUGGAUGGCUUUGACGACGUAAUUUACCCCGUCGACUUCCAGGUAGCUGGCCAUAUAGUUGAUGACCAGAUGCAUGAUAUAAUGGUUAGACCAUUAAGGGCUGGUGUUAGACUGACAGCGCUGUUUGAUUCUUGCCAUUCAGGAACUGCGUUGGAUCUUCCAUUUGUGUAUAGAGCCCAGGACGGUGGUAUCAAGGAGUAUAAUAUCUGGAAGGAGUCGAAGGGGGAUGCAAUGCAGGCAAUCAUGGGAUAUGCAACAGGGAAUACGCGAUUGAUGGCAAACAGUGUCUCCAGUGUCUUCUCGCGUUUCAAGAACUCCAAUUCGUCACAAGCAGAUCGCGUCAAACAACAGAAGAUGUCACCUGCUGACGUUAUAUCUUUCUCGGGAUGCAAAGAUACACAGACAAGUAGUGACUCAUCGGUUAACGGGAUCGCGACGGGUGCAAUGUCUUGGGCCUUCAUCACCGUCAUGACCCAAAACCCUGUGCAGAGCUACAUCACGCUGCUUCAGAAUGUUCGUGUUUUAUUAGCCCAGAAGUACUCUCAGAAGCCACAGUUGUCUUCGUCUCAUCCGAUCGAUGUGAAUUUGCGAUUCGUUCUCUAA